UAAGCAGAAGUCUGCGCGGAUUUUUUCACGGUUUAAAAAAGUAAAAGAAAAAGAAAAAGGGGGAGUGAGUAUUCCAAUUUCCUCUCCUCUCGUGACUGGCUUUCUCACUGAACACGUAACCGACAUAAUCAACAAGAGUAACGUCAUCUCAGGAUUAUUCUUAUAUAUCUGGGAAUUUUUAAUGUUCUCUGCAGAUUUCCUUGCACGCAGUGGGAUAUAAUUUUAUUGUAUAUUUGUUUGUACCGAAUGUAAGUAGAUCUAGUUAGAAGAAGAGAGAAGGUCUGUGUGUAGGAGGACUGGUCUGCUUACAUUAUAAGCAUUGUUUAUCAUCUGAAUGACAUCGGAAUCAUUUUUUUGGGUUGGGAGAAAUUGAAUUUUGGGUUCGGAGUUGGGUCAAAUGGGCAUGUCUGAAACACGCUCUGAAGAGCAUUUGGAUUUAAGUGCAUCAGAAAAUAAUGAUGUUAUUUUGAGGAGAGAUGUGGGGAUUUCUAUGAGAGAAAAUGGAAAUGGGUAUCCCAUCAAGCGCUUUCACUCCAAUGGAUUGGACCUCCACCAAGAAGCGCAAAAAGUCAGUGGUGUUGUUAAGGGGGGCAGGCUUCAUGGGUCUGGCAGAAAGAGUGGUAGUUCGUGGCUUUGUAGCGUUCUGAUUUGUAUUGUGAUUAUGUGCUUCUUGACCCAGUCUCUGCUGCAAGACACUCUGACGACAUUUAUCGGACCAAUUGAAUCUUCUCGCCCAGGUUAUAGUCAUGAGGUUGAGGUUGACCUUUCUCAAUCUCUGGAAAAUGACAACAAUGUGAAUUUGUCUGCUCUGGCAAAUCCUGCUUAUUUUGGAGAUAACAUCAAGUUCAUGCCUUCCAAGAAUUUGGGAGGUGGCAGAAAUCUACAAAACAGGCACGGAGAGCCCCAUGUCCAUCCAAUCAGGCAUCCUCGUCUUGCAAUUGUAUGCUCUGAUCUUUCAAGAAGCCCUGGCCUUCUUUUUUUGUUUACUGUUGCAACCAGUCUACAAGCUCUUGGAUAUGACCUAGAGUUAUUUUCACUUGAAGAUGGACCAAUGCAUGCUGUCUGGGAGAAUUUGAGAACGUCUGUUAAUAUCCUGCAAGGUGGCUCAGAACAAGAAGUCAAAGUAGACUGGUUAAGUUUUGAUGGUGUGUUCGUGAACAGUCUUGACGCUAAAAUUUUUGUUAGUAGUCUUAGGCUGGAACCUUUUAAUGCAGUGCCUCUGAUAUGGGCCAUUCAUGAGAAUGAACUCGGUAUACGCCUUAAGGAGUACACAUCUAGUCAACAGAUGGAAAUACUGAAUGAUUGGAAGGAAACCUUUCAUCGUGCUGAUGUGGUUGUAUUUGAUGAUUAUACGAAGCCGAUGAUUUACUCUGCUCUUGAUUCUGGAAACUUUGUCGUUAUUCCUGGCUCUCCCAUUGAAACAUGGGAGGUGGAACAUUUCAUGGCUACACAGAAGAAAGAAGAUUUGCGUAAACAACUUGGUUUUAAUUUGACAGAUUUUGUUAUUGUGGUUGUGGGAAGUCCGUUCAUUUAUAAAGGAAUUUGGUUGGAGCAUACACUAGUAAUGCAGGCAAUGCUGCCCCUGUUGUCAGAGUUUAAUAAGGAUAGUGAUAAAGAUGUGCCAUUAAAACUUGUAAUAAUGAGUGGCAACUCAAGUACCUAUGGCACGGCUUUACAGGCAGUUGCUCGUCAAUUGGGAUUUCCAAUUGGAAGUAUACAACAUGUUGGGGUUGAUGGACAUGAGAAUAUCAUAUUGAGAAUUGCUGACUUAGUAAUAUACAGCUCAUUGCAUGAAGAACAGGCAUUUCCGGCUAUCCUGCUACGAGCCAUGGCUUUUGAAAAACCAAUUAUUGCUCCCAACCUCACCAUGAUUCAAAAAUAUAUUAAGGAUGGAAAACAUGGGCUUCUUUUCCCUGUUGGCAAUGUUAAUAUGAUGACAAAGGCAAUGUCACUAGCAAUAUGGAAUGGUGGAUUAUCAUUUCUAGCUCGUCAAAUUGCUUCAGCUGGCAGAUUACAUGAGAGGAAUGUAAUGGCAUCGGAUGUUAUCGUUGGCUAUGCCACUUUAGUUGAGAAUGUUUUGCAAUUUCCCUCUGAAGCUUUGCUUCCCCUACAUGCAUCACAGCUUCCAGAGAAAGUAAAAAAGGAAUGGCAAUGGGAAUUAUUUACAGACACCUUCAAAUCAAGGUCUGAGUCUCUACACCAAAGUUCUAAAAAACACAGCGUGAUAUUCCAAGUGGAAGCUCUGUGGAGAAACUGGCAUCACAUGGCAAAGUCUUUAUUAAAAUCUAGCUAUAGAAAGGAUGAAACAAUAGACUUGCCUUCCUGGGAGGAAGAGAGAGCCAACGAAAUUGCAGAGGGCAUCAAGAUACGUGAGGAAGCACAGCUGGAAGAGAGAAAUAUGGAGCCAAAACACACUUGGGAGGAUUUGUAUCGGGCUGUUAAACGGAUCGAGAGAACAAAAGAUGAGCUGCAUGAAAGAGAUGAUGGUGAACUGGAAAGAACUGGGCAGCCACUAUGCAUCUACGAGCCUUACCAUGGACAUGGAACAUUGCCUUUUCUACAUCAUGGUGCACUCUACCGUGGAAUAGGACUUGCUAAAACAAGCUUUAGAAAUGGGACUGACGAUGUGGAUGCAACUGCUCGACUUCCACUUCUUAAUGAUGCAUACUAUCGGGAUGCACUUUGUGAAUAUGGAGCCUAUUUUGCCAUUGCAAACAGAGUGGAUCAAAUACACAAGAAUCCUUGGAUUGGAUUCCAAUCUUGGCGAGCAGCUGGGAAAAAGGUUUCUCUUUCUGCAGUUGCUGAAAAGGAAUUGAUAAAUGCAGUUACAACAGCCAGGCAUGGAAAUGCUGUAUACUUUUGGGUGCGGAUGGACAAGAAUGUUGGACAUACUACACAAGGAUCUGCCUUACAACAGAAAGAUUUCUGGUCGUUUUGUGAUGCCAUUAAUGCAGGGAAUUGCAGGACCAUCUUCACUGAUGCAUUCAAAAAUAUGUACAACCUGCCUGAAACAUGGACCGGGCUUCCACCUAUGCCAUUAGAUGGAGACUCCUGGUCAGUUCUGCACAGUUGGGCAAUGCCAACUUCAUCGUUUUUGGAAUUGGUUAUGUUUGCAAGAAUAUUUGUGGAUUCCAUAGAUGCACAACACUAUGAAGAGCAUCGGAAGAAUAGUACAUGCUGCCUGAGUGUGUCAAAGAUGGAGAAUCAGCAUUGCUAUUGCAGGCUUCUGGAGUUGCUUGUAAAUGUGUGGGCAUAUCACAGUGCAAGAAAGAUGGUUUAUGUGAAUCCAGAAACAGGUUUAAUGCUAGAGCAACACAGGCUAGAGAACCGGAAAGGUCAAAUGUGGGUAAAAUGGUUCAAUAUUAGUAGACUGAAGGCCAUGGACGAGGACCUGGCUGAAGUAGCAGAUUAUGAACAACCUGCAAAAAGAUGGCUAUGGCCCCGUACUGGAGAAAUAUUUUGGCAAGGAAUAUAUGAAAGAGAACGUCAGCAACAGUACCGUUUAAAGAUGUCAAAAAGGAGGAGGAGCAAGCAAAAAAUAGAUCGGAUGCGCAGUAAAUACAGGCAGAAGGCCCUUGGUAAAUACAGGAAACCACCCCUUCCAGAAGUUGGGAAUAGACAAAUGGAGGAUCACCCUGCUUAGAAAUGCAAAACAUUGACGUCUUUCUGGCAAGUAGAUUUGCAGAUUAGACCCUCUUCUUGGCAGUUUACAGGCAACUACACAUCUUUCAAACCAAGUGGCAAAGGCAUGAUAUCUUCCUAGAACAGUUGUCUGUUAUAUUUUGGUUUCCACCUUGAUGUCUUCUUUUCUCUAUACAAGGCAUCCAUAUUUUUACCUCUGAGGUUUGCACUUUGUUUUUACAGAUUUUGAAGUCUUUGCUACAAUUCUUUUGCCCUGGGAACCUGCUGUCUGUGGCCUUUCAGAGAGAUUAAUUCUAUAUAUAAUGCGGAGAGCAACUUGCAUCAGCAAUUACAGAAAUCAUAUUUUAUUGACCAUAUGAAAGUCUUGUAUUCAGUCCCUGAAAUGAGGGUAAUUCAAAAGAAUAUCAUCAAUAACCAGAAAUUUUUGUAUAUGCUGAAAUUUGUGUAUUGUAAAAUUAAUUGUCAGAAUGUAAUCUCUGCUGUCACUCUUUGAUACUAAAGUUAUCAGGUGCUCCCUGAGAGAAAAUAUUGUUCUCAAGUGAAGAAUGAUUAGAGCUACAUCCAGAUUUCUGCAAUUUUCUUCUGUUGCUUCUCACGUACCAGGGUAACCAAUGCCCAAUUAACCAAGAAUCAUGGCAUCAAGUGUAAUAUGUUAACUUUUCGGUUUUGAAUUCACUGUUAAUGAAAUCCCAAACUCUAUGUCA
Cryptomeria japonica (Japanese cedar) is the source of this 4346-nucleotide messenger RNA. RefSeq lists its product as uncharacterized. The transcript is spliced from 14 exons. Bases 398 to 3643 code for a protein of 1081 amino acids. Gene Ontology annotation, molecular function: glycosyltransferase activity. NCBI's taxonomy places the organism in Eukaryota, Viridiplantae, Streptophyta, Pinopsida, Cupressales, Cupressaceae. The record is from RefSeq and is a predicted model, not a curated record.